UCAUACCUAGUGUCACUUGAUUUUUGUGUAAAUAUAUAUAUAUGUAGAUGUAUAUAGUGUAUAUACAUUGGUAUAUGUAAGAGCUUUGGUAUGUUGUGAAUUUCGAGAGCAAUAAACUUGCCUUUUUGAACCACAAAGCGCUACUUUCAACAGAGAAUUCCUAGUGAGAAUCGCGCGAGAUUUCCGUAUCAGAACGGUUCCAAUCCUCACGAUUACAAUCAUUACAAUAAAGAGCAAACCAGCUGAAAGAUGCACCAAAUAGUGAUGUUUUUAUAGUGCUUAAGGAAUUGCUUGGCAUUUAUUUUUUAUGUUGGCGAAUCAGUAGAAUCCAGGAACCUUCUUUUUUAGUCGCACCGCAUUCUCGUUGAAUUCCACGUAUUUAUUGGACGAAAUAUUGUUUUUCUUUGGCAAAAUGGCAGAUCAAUCUGGCAACCCAUCAAAUGUGCGUAGGAAUGUUUUACGUAUGGAUAUCCCCAGGCAACCAUUGCAUAGUACAUUUGGUUUUAAGCCUCUGCCAGGCCAAAAUAAUACUGCCCCUAAUAUUACAGAUCCUACCAUCAUGAACAACUCUAGGGCAAUGUUGUUGCCCAGGAAUCCUUUAGAACUGCCUGCAGAGAAACUGAGAGCCUUCAACGUAAAAGGCAAAUAUACCAGUUUUAAGGAACCGAAGUUUAGAAUCCCGCACCAGAUUCAGUCGACGGGGAAACUGAAGUUCAGCCAGAACGAAAAGUACGAAUUCACGUCGGAGGAUUUGCAAGAUCUGGGGGAGAUCGGCAGAGGAGGUUUUGGGACUGUGAAUAAAAUGGUGCACAAGUUGUCGAAUCAUGAGUUGGCUGUAAAAAGAAUUCGCUCAACUGUGGACGAGAAAGAGCAGAAACAGUUGCUGAUGGAUCUUGAGGUGGUCAUGCGGAGCAACGAGUGUCCGUACAUCGUGCAGUUCUACGGUGCGCUCUUCAAAGAAGGCGACUGCUGGAUCUGCAUGGAAGUGAUGGACACGUCGCUGGACAAGUUCUACAAGUUUAUAUACGAGAAGCUGAGCGACAGAAUACCGGAAGCGAUCAUUGGAAAGAUCACCGUCGCCACGGUGCUGGCACUCAACUAUCUGAAAGAAGAGCUGAAGAUCAUCCACAGAGAUGUUAAACCGAGCAAUAUCUUGCUGGACAAGCACGGAAACAUCAAGCUAUGUGAUUUCGGGAUUUCAGGACAGUUGGUGGAUUCAAUAGCUAAAACAAGAGACGCUGGUUGUAGACCAUACAUGGCGCCUGAAAGGAUAGAUCCUCAGGGAUGUCCUGGUUAUGAUGUUAGGAGCGACGUCUGGUCGUUGGGUAUAACACUGAUUGAAGUUGCCACCGGUCAUUUCCCAUAUCCACGUUGGUCCAGUGUCUUCGAUCAGUUGCAUCAGGUUGUCAAUGGGGAACCGCCGCAGCUCUCUACCAAUGGCAACACGUUUUCACAAGAAUUCGUACAGUUCGUCAAUACUUGUUUGAUCAAAGAUGAAACAAAGAGACCAAAGUACAAUAAACUUAUGGAGAUGCCUUUCAUUCAAAAGGCGAACUCAACUAAUAUCGAUGUGGCCGAGUACGUUUCGAAGAUAAUGGACGAAAUGACCAAUAAUGGUGUGAGUGCUUUUACCACUAACCUCCAAUGAAAGUACUUUCUCCCUCGCCUCGCGAGUGAUUUCCAGCCCCCCGAAAGUUGAAACCACCAAUGAGACAUUCCUUAUUUAGACAAGCAAAAAAAAAA
Molecule: messenger RNA, 1743 nt
Organism: Nicrophorus vespilloides
Lineage: Eukaryota; Metazoa; Arthropoda; Insecta; Coleoptera; Silphidae
Product: dual specificity mitogen-activated protein kinase kinase 4-like
Exons: 6
Coding region: 413-1648 (411 amino acids)
Biological process (GO): MAPK cascade; protein phosphorylation
Molecular function (GO): ATP binding; JUN kinase kinase activity
Source: RefSeq, a predicted model, not a curated record